This is a messenger RNA of Pelobates cultripes (western spadefoot toad), 182 nucleotides long. NCBI's taxonomy places the organism in Eukaryota, Metazoa, Chordata, Amphibia, Anura, Pelobatidae. The record is from the annotation of a GenBank genome assembly.
GAUGCUAUAGUACGAAUCCACUACUAUCAUGUAAAGGAGCAGUUCUUGGGAGCACUGCGCACAUCUGACCUUCCUGGAGACUACAACAACAUGAAGGUCUUCCAGGAUUUUUCAGCUCAUACAAUGAGACGGCGCAAAGAAUAUCAACUUUUCACGUCAGAGUUGCUUUGGAGAGGGAUAAG